AUGCUGGUAAUCUCCGAAGAAGUGGCGCACUCGUACUUCCUCCACAACCCGUCAGUGAUCAUGAGGGAGGUUCUGACGCCCUCAGGGUUGAUGAGCGGCGAGUUGUGGAGUGAGUCGGCCCAGUCAUGGAUCGUGCAGUCGUACAUGCCGAUGGAUCGCUGCGACAGAGUGUCCCCCUGCGGACCCAACGCCGUGUGCUACCCCAACACGUGGCCGCAGUGCAAAUGCCUGCCGAGGUUCCACCCCAAGAACUCCAUCAAUUGGGAGGUCAUCCAGGACACCUCCGGCGGCUGCGUGCGCACCACGGCGUUGGAUUGCAGUAACGACACCGACGGGUUCUUCAGGAAGAACAGCGUGAAGUUGCCGGACACGUCGUCGUCGUCGUCGUCGGUGAACCGGAGCAUGAGUCUGGAAGAGUGCCAAACCUGGUGCUUGAAGAAUUGCUCCUGCACAGGCUACACCGCUUCCAACAUUAGCAGCAGCGGAUUAGUCACCUCCUUUGGAGAGAUGGCGCCCACCCAUAGAAGGGCCUACUCACAGGACGCCUCGGCCGAGGCCACCGGCGCCGAGUAG
Molecule: messenger RNA, 573 nt
Organism: Zingiber officinale
Lineage: Eukaryota; Viridiplantae; Streptophyta; Magnoliopsida; Zingiberales; Zingiberaceae
Product: receptor-like serine/threonine-protein kinase SD1-8
Exons: 2
Coding region: 1-573 (190 amino acids)
Biological process (GO): recognition of pollen
Source: RefSeq, a predicted model, not a curated record